CUCCUCACCAAAACACAAACUUCACAUUUUCGACGCCCUUCAACUCCGGACUAUCAAAAUUCAGAAUAAAAUUUAAAGCGUUCUACAACCAGUAAACACCACACAGGCGGUCAUUUGGUCGCGUUUCGGCCCUAAAUUAAAGAAAUACGUUGAUAUCUAACAGGUGGAACGAUGGCCGGAAAGCUGAAAGUAUGCAUCAUUGGCGCCGAGGGCUGGGGCUCGGCCAUUGCGGCCGCCGUGAGCAGUAAUGUUUUGCAGGGAGACUUUGAUCGCCGGGUGCAUAUGUAUGUCAACGAUGAGAUGAUUCGCAACAGCAUGCUAUCGGAGGUCAUCAACAGUCGCCACGAGAAUGUCAAGUAUCUGCCUGGGAUAAAGCUGCCCAAGAACUUGAUCGCUGUGAAUGAUCUUUUGGAAGCUGCCCAGAACGCAGAUAUCUUGAUAUUUUCCACGCCCCUGGAGUUUGUCAAUUCCUACUGCAACAUCCUGGCCGGAAAUGUGAAGGAGUCUGCCUUUGCCGUGUCCAUGACCAAAGGUUUGACGCGGGUGCGAGGAGGAGAGGAAGUGGGGCUCGUGUCGCAGGCCAUCGGUGAGCGACUCGAAAUCCCGUGCUACUCGAUGAUGUCCGCCCACAGUGCCAUGGAGAUGGCCCAGGGAAAACUGUGCGAGGUGACCAUCGGUUGCAGUGACGAUGCGCAUGCCAAGCUGCUGACCGCCGCUCUGCAAACCAAGAAUUGCCGUGUGAUUUCCGUCAAUGACGUUGAUGGCGUGGAGCUGUGCGGAACGCUCACGGACGUUAUAGCACUGGGAGCUGGUUUUGUAGAUGGUCUGCGGCUGGGCGAGAAUGCGCGAGUGGCCGCCAUUCAUCUGGGCAUCAAGGAAAUGAUGCGAUUCAUUAAGACGUUCUUCCCCUCCGCCAAAAUGUCCACGUUCUACGAGAGCUGCGGCGUGGCCAACUCGGUCGCUUCAAGUUAUGUUGAUAAAAAUGCCACUUUUGCCAAGAGCUUAGUCACUUCAGGCAAAACGAUAGAGGAAAUAGAAGCAAAUCUUCUUCAUGGCCGCAAAAUACUGGGUCCCAUGGUGGCUGCUGAUGUGAAUGCAUUGCUGGAGAGGGAGCUUAUGCAGCACGAUUUUCCUCUUUUUACGGCCAUUCAUCUGAUAUGCCAAAGCGAAGCCUCGCCUGAACUUAUGCUGGAGGCACUGCAAAACCAUCCAGACUUGAGCAAUUCAUCCAUUUCGCAUCUACUGAGCCAUGAGUCCGCGAAGGGCGGGCAGAAUAUGGAUCAAGUGCUGGAUCAAGUGGCCAACACCCUGCCAAAACUGAGGACUGCCCUAGACAAGGUUCUGGCCGAGUCGGGCAAUAAGAGUUUCAAGCAGCUGAAGGUAAUGGAUGACUGGACGGAAGUCAAUGACUACGAGGUGGAGGAGCCGAGUCGGCAAGAAGUGACCUCACAGGAUUCCUCCCUUGAGAACGAGGAAAUGCCCAGACGAUUAAGUGUGCAAGCCGCCCAGCUACAGGAUGACAUUCGCGAUGGCAAUGUGCAGCUGGCCUUUAAGAUGGACAUCAAUGAAGGUGAUCGGCAUUUGCGGCUUUUGCUGGCAGAGGAGCGAGAAAGAUCCGGCAACAAUGACGACAUGGUGAUAGCUUCCAGACUAGUUGCAGGCGAAGAGGACGACAGUGACAGGAUGGGUCAUGGAAACAUUUUGGACUCUUCCGCAGGAUCUGAUCAGAAGACCGACAAAGCCUUUCCCUCUGUCAUAACCUCCAACGAUACGCAUGACGUCCUGGACUUGACCUCGGAAUCUGAGCCACUCCCUGCGGAGCCGAAUUCUUCCAAGCUUUCAAAGAUAAAUAAAUUCAAAGAUUCAAUCAGCAUACAGGAAGCGGUCAAUUCGAAAGCUCAGGAGAAUCUCAUAAAAUCCAUUAGGCAAACUAUUCAAGCACUUGGUGAUAAAGAGAAAAUGGAACAUCUAAUUGCUGAAAAUCAAGCACAGGAGGAGAGUUCACAAUUGGAAAACCAAAUGGAAGAGGAAACUUCCCAACUGGAGGAUGAAUCAUCCGAAAUGAAAAGUCAAAUGGAAGAGGAAACUUCUCAACUGAAAAGCCAAAUGGAUGAGGAAACUUUUGAACUAAACAAAGUUGAUGAAUCCCACUUUGUUGCGUUCAAUGCUGAAGACGAGGAAGCUCUGGACGAAACCACUGACAAGCAGCAGUACAAAGUGAAAUCAGAAACUGAAAACCUUAAAGCGCUUAUGUUCAAGGAUUCAGAGGAGCCUUUGGAGGCCGAGAAGCUUUCUGAAGUGAGACUACAGAAUGAAAACGAUUUUGAUCUGGAUGAAGAUGAACCAGUUAUAGGAAAAAAGGACCGUACCUACACCAAAGAGCACAUGGAACUCCAGGAGCUGCUCGAGUGGCAAAAACUAAAACCCCGGGGGGAUGAACAUCCAUACGGUUCAGCCGAACUGGAAGAUUCUGCAGUUUGGGAGGAAAACGCGAGGCUUCCAGUGGAGCAUGAAGAUUGGUUGCAGGAUGUGGCUAACCAUCAGGAGGCAGAACUCGUUCAAGUGCGGGCUGAGAACAAGGACUUUAGCUUACCCGAGAACGAGAAGAUGCCGAAAAAGGUUCGCCAGUUCAGCGAAACCAACGAUGGUGAAACUACUGGUAACCACGAGUGGGAUUGGCUAAUGAAUAAUGAGAAGAUCGGUAUGGAUGCCGAGGAGCGCAUGGAAGAAAGGGAUGAAACACUCAGCAAAUCUGACCAGGAGAAACUAGACAAUCUUGACCAUCAACUAAAGGAAGCUUUGCAGCAUGACUUGGCCGUCAUGUCGACUAGCCAAGGAGAUGAGUCUAAGAAAGGCUUGCCUGAUGCAGAACUAGAUCCCGAAGCUGCUAAGAGAAUUACUGAGCAGCCAGGGAACCCCACUCCCACUCCCAACCAAAUUCCCGCUGUGCCCCUGCCGGUGGCAGUGCCAGAGCAGCCCAGCAAGCAGACCCACAUCCGUGAGGGCACACCCCAGUUCCAGAACCAACCAGGUACUGUUCCACAACAUGCGCCUCAGACCAAACCGCCCGCGCCCAAGGAACACCAGUCCCCCCACACAAAUGCUCCAGUUAAAUUUGAGCACUUGGAUGGAGACAGGCAGCCGGAGACAUCACCUGCGGAUCAGCAGCCGCCUGUGGCUGAGAAGGUAUCCAAGACUGAGCCGGUGGCUAAGGAGGCCUCCACGAAGCCACCGCAACCUAAGGAGAAAACUCCACCAGCUCAGCAGAAAAGGCCCGUGAACAAAAUCAAACAGCAGGGUGAUGCCGAUCCCGCAGACCACCGCCUCAAUACCCAAAAAACCGAAAAGCAUCGUUCAAGUAUUGAAAAACAGAAGAAGCGGCUGGAAAGCGUGGACAAGAAGAUCAGCAUAAUGCGCAAGGCCGAUCGUCGGGUUAGCUACAGAGGCCAGAAUCCCUACAAGGGGGAGCCGGAUCGGGACUCCAGGCCGCCGAUGGACACUAGCAUACAAGAGGGCAAAGCGGGACAGUCCGAGGGUCUGGGCCAUCAACGUCGCAAGGUGGUGGUGACGCCACCCUUCAAUCCUCCCAUCAAUCCACGAAUGCGCGUGCCACGACCACCGUUCGAUGGGCGAGAUCAGGAGUUCCAUACAAUGACGGCCUCUUCGGCUACAAAAUGGCCAUCCAUGCCCAAGAAUCUGAGGCAGAAUCGCACCUCCCUGGUCGGCACCAUCCAGAUGAAGCAUCUCUCCGAUUUGCGCAGUCAAAUGCCAACCACCGUGCCACCACCCUUGUGGAAGAUACCCUUGGGAGUGCCGCGCACGCCCACAUUUUCCAAAAUUCUUUGUGCCCUGCAGUUGGGACUGCUCGCCUCCUACUUGGCUUGCUGCAAGAAAAACUAAACUUUGGACUCAUCUCUGGACUGCCAGGUAAAAAUCCAAUGAUGCAACGUAACCAUCGAUUCCCCUGAUGUAAGCUGCAGUACGAGCUCUGUAUAGAAUACUUUACAUUUUAUUGAGAAUAAAGGGGUGUUUCUACGUUUAA
Molecule: messenger RNA, 4042 nt
Organism: Drosophila elegans
Lineage: Eukaryota; Metazoa; Arthropoda; Insecta; Diptera; Drosophilidae
Gene: Gpdh3
Exons: 6
Coding region: 172-3900 (1242 amino acids)
Biological process (GO): carbohydrate metabolic process; glycerol-3-phosphate catabolic process
Cellular component (GO): glycerol-3-phosphate dehydrogenase (FAD) complex; cytosol
Molecular function (GO): NAD binding; glycerol-3-phosphate dehydrogenase [NAD(P)+] activity; protein homodimerization activity
Source: RefSeq, a predicted model, not a curated record